AUGGCAGGUUCAUCGAUUUCAGCAGCCGAGAAGUUCAACCAAAACUACCGACUACAUCUCAAAGUUAGUCGCUCCAUAGGGUUCACCGUUUUAGAUCCCAACUACGCAUUCGGAAGACGAACGAUGUUCUCAUUGUUGGUCUCGUUCUCGGCUCUUCUCAUGGCGAACUUCGCAAUUUGGAGGGCUCGAGCUGAUGUGGUGAAGGUGAUGGAAGUAAUUUCUUAUUUGAUGAUAAUAAUUCAAGGCUUUCAAGAGGCUGUGCUGUGGGUGUUGAGACCAGCUAGAUACAGGGUGUUGUUCGAGAAAUCUAGAGAACUUUUCAGGCAGCUCAACGAAAAUGAAGAAAAUGGUAAAGUACUUUAUGUUGUGUUGCAAUAUACGCUAAUCCUCCAGCGAAUGAUGCUAUAUUGGUACACGAUUAUGUGUGUGUUAGUGAUAUCAAUAACCUUUGCCGUCUCAGUUUUCGGGAAAAAAUUGUUGAUCAUGCCAUUACUUUUGCCGGGAAUUGAUGAAAACGCCAAUACAGGAUUUUGUCUGCUUUGGGUAAUUCAUCUGGUGCAGCUGGCGGUUGGACAUCAAGGAUAUGUCUCGUUCGAUGGUUACUUUCUCUAUAUGAUCUUUCCAAUCAUUGGCUAUGUGAAUGCCAUUGAGAAUGAGAUCAAUAAGUUGAACUCGAUGCUGAACGAUUCUACACGCGAUGAGGAAGCUUUAUCCGCUCAGUUUCUACGAGUUUGUACGCUCCAUCAAAUGCUGGACGAAUAUGAGAUUAAGCUUCAGGAUAAUUUUAUCGCAACGAACCUAGUCAGAAUUGGGUCAGCUAUAGCCGGAUUAGUUAGCUGCGUAUCGCUGAUCUUUGUAAGCGAUAGUUUGCAGACUUAUCUAACGCUGGGAGUUUUCUUUUCCCAAGUAACUCAGUACUGUCUGAUGGGAACGAUUAUAACGGUGAAGAAUGAACACCUCAUGAAGGCGCUCUACACUAUCGAAUGGUAUUUGUUACCUAAACGGGAGGCGGCGAAUUUAGUACUGAUUUUGCAGAGAGCGCAGAAUGCUCCCUGUUCAACGAUUGGAGGAAUCGCGCCGUUGAAUGUCGAAACCUAUGUGAAGAUCAUGAAGACCAUCUAUAGUUAUGUCAUGGCUAUGAUCACCUUUAUGGAAUAG
Toxorhynchites rutilus septentrionalis is the source of this 1158-nucleotide messenger RNA. RefSeq names its product odorant receptor 67d-like. Gene Ontology annotation, cellular component: plasma membrane. Gene Ontology annotation, molecular function: olfactory receptor activity; odorant binding. The coding region runs from base 1 to 1158 and encodes 385 amino acids. Gene Ontology annotation, biological process: detection of chemical stimulus involved in sensory perception of smell; sensory perception of smell. The record is from RefSeq and is a predicted model, not a curated record. The transcript has 2 exons. NCBI's taxonomy places the organism in Eukaryota, Metazoa, Arthropoda, Insecta, Diptera, Culicidae.